Molecule: messenger RNA, 966 nt
Organism: Monosiga brevicollis MX1
Lineage: Eukaryota; Choanoflagellata; Craspedida; Salpingoecidae
Exons: 6
Coding region: 1-966 (321 amino acids)
Biological process (GO): cilium assembly
Cellular component (GO): centriole; non-motile cilium
Source: RefSeq, a predicted model, not a curated record
AUGGCCGCAAACACAUCACCGCUUGGUGGCGCCAUCGGUCCUUUGCCCACCCCUUCUUGGUUCACCAAGCGUGACGUGCGCCGCCAGCUGGCGUAUCUCGGAUACUACGAUGUGCCCGAUGAGGUCUUGGCUCAGUUCACCCAAGAUCUGAUUGAUUUAGCAACACAAGCGGACAGUGCCCCACCUCGCGCCUCGGGCCCAGCCCGCGAUCCUCUGGUACAACAACCCCUCCCAAAGCCCGGGCCAGAGCCUGAGGCAGUCCAGGAACGCCGGUCUUUCCCACGGGGUCGGCAGUCCUUGGCCGCGGCUACAAACGCAGGCGCCACUGCUGCGCCAAGAACACCCAUGAAAGGCGGAUCCCGCCGCAAAACAGCCGUCAUCCCGUCGGCGCCGGCCCCACCACCCACAGGCCCCGGGAACGUGGCCCCCGUUGAGCCCGCAACGGCUGUCGAACAAUUGUUUGAGCAGUUGGAUCAAUUACGCCUCAUCAAUGAUGAAACUGCAUGGCCCACGGAUGAGGGUUCAGAUGCUGAUGCAACUGACGAUUUGCGCCCCUUUCCCGAUGAGCUCAAUCUUGAGAUGUACGAUGAUUAUGAUCCUCACUCCUUGGCCGGGCGCCGUGGACAUGCCUUGCCCUCCGUGGCUCCAGUCGAGGCCAUCGAGCCCGUGGCCAGUCGGACCAGCGUCAUCUACCAGCAUCGCCGCCCCAAGGCCAAAACAGAUGUGGUGCGACGCGGGGAGUUGUAUCGACAGGCCUGGCAAUAUCGCAAGGUUCCGGGCCAAGACGCCCACCACGAUGUACGAUGGAAUACUCGCCAAGCUCUGCAGCGCAAGACCAACGAGCAAAGACCUCCCAGCAAACCAACAAAAAAGCCCGCUACUUCUUCGGACUACGUGGUCCCCACUACCAAGAAGCGCUCGGCUUUGCGGUGGGCCGUGCGCAUGCACCUCAAUGAGCUGCGAUAA